Molecule: messenger RNA, 2022 nt
Organism: Aspergillus welwitschiae
Lineage: Eukaryota; Fungi; Ascomycota; Eurotiomycetes; Eurotiales; Aspergillaceae
Exons: 3
Coding region: 573-1916 (447 amino acids)
Source: RefSeq, a predicted model, not a curated record
CAUGCAUUGAAUGGAAUGGAAGGAUGCCCGAAUACCUAAAUCGCAUGCCUUGCCUACAUUUAUGAGAGCGUUGCGCCUCCGUACAUAAUAACCUUUGAAGAUUGAGAGUGCGGCAUUGCCGGCAAAGAGGUUGCACAGAUGCAUGGCAACCAUUGCAGCUGGAUAAUCAAUCAGUAGAUCUCAAUUUUCUUGGACUCUUCGCCGCGGGUCUCCUUGGGCAGCUAUAAUUAGACGAUUUCCCAUGCAAUUACCGGAACUUUGAGAAGUUGCAAGGGGGGGACCAAGCGAUUGACUGCGGCUGCAACGAUCAUAGCAAGUGCCCGUGACAGACCAGAAGGAGGGAGAAGAACGAGAGCCAAACGGUUGUUUGGGACUACAGAGUAGUAGCAGCAGCAGCAGCAGCACUUGCUCUGUUCCUUCUCUUUCACUGGCUCCCCCAUUUUAAUUUCCUACCCAUCUAUCGAUUUCCCUUCCUCUUAUUGUUCCUUCAUUCACCACACUCUUUUUGUCCUUUUUUCCCCCUUUGGCAUAACUACCACAAGUUAGUUUACCUAUUGUCACUUGACUUGCAAAUGGAGAAUUCUGGCGCGGCCACCGCCCCAAGUUGUGGCGCUGCCGAGGCUGGUGCUCGGCUGGAAUCCUCCGAAUUCCCGACGCUUGACUGUUUUGGCUUCUCCGCGGCCACGGUUCACUAUCAGGACGAGGUGGAUGACCCUCAUCGACCAGCUUUACCUGCGGCUUCUCCAUUGUCUGCUGCUGCUCUCACCGCAACGGUUCCUUUCCCUAGUCUUGACGAUUUGACUCCGACCGCGCACACCAAUAGCUACAGCAAAAGUGAGCCCUCUUCACCCGGCAUCAUCAGCGCGUCUACGCCUUCCCCUGAUUCCAAGGCACCCUUUGUGCGUGGGCAUCGCCGCCGUUCCACCCACGUUACUCGUCGUGACCUUGAGAAAUUCAGAAAAGAAGUGUUGGGAUUAGAGACCUCUGGGUUCGGCUUUGACGACGACCAUAACCUCCCUAAACCGGAUCCUGCCGUCGAUCCCGAGUUCACCCUAUUAAACAACGCUUUUGACACCGCAAACAUGUCGAUGAACAGCAGUGGGGGCAUGACUGGUAGUAGCCCUGGGUCGGCCAUGUUUGCCAGCUACGGCGAUGGCUCCGGCGGUGCUUCGGGCAUGCCCAAUGUUCCCCGUCCCUCGAUGUCGCCUGCGAUGCCUCACCCACCGGCUCAGGUCAACGGCGGCGGAAUGCCUGGUAUGAACGGCGCAGUUCCUAUGAACGCGGGCCAUCAGAUGGACCUGCAUCACCUCUACGAUAUGGUAUUGGAGUUGAGCGACGUGUUGAAGAACAACCGUGAAAUGACGAAAAGUAUAGUAACUAGUGCUGAAGAGAUUAUGAAACGUUCUGGAUCGGAAGGUGCCAACCCGACCCUGCAGCAAGUGAAUGGGGAAAUCACUGGUGCCCGUAUUACCGAGCUCGAGCGUGCCCUCGCCAAAGAGAGACGUUUAGUUGAGGUCUUACGAACCGAGCAGGCGGAGAAUGCCAAAUUGAUCGGUGAAUAUGAGGCGACCCUCGGGACGAUGGUCGAGCAAAUCCGCAACUACUGCCAAAACAACAACAUGCACUAUCUGUCUCAGAAACGCCACUACAACAACCUGCUCCAAGCGGAGCGUGACUCCCACUUGGAGAGCCGCUUAGACCGUGACUACUGGCAUGCGCAGACCAUGAAGUGUGCCGAAAUGAUUCGGACGGCGUACCGUCUCCGCUCCGAGGAGGAAGAGCUGCCUAUCCGAAUCGUUGCAGGCCUACAGAACGAGGUGCGGGCGUACCGCAAUGCGCUUGGUAUGGAGCCCGAGAGGCCAGAGGACGAAUUUGGAUGGGAGAUCCUGAAGGAUGUCCCCGGCAGCGCCGAAUGAGACCGACACCGUGGGCUGCCCAUACCCUGGUGGUUGGCAUUGACUUUGGUGGUGUUACACGAGCUAUAACGAUUGGUUACCGAUAUAUUUGCGUUAGAGGGAGCAG